AUGCAGAGGGAACUGCGCUUUAGGAUCCGGACCCGGAGGCCAGGAGGCCGCUCACCCCUGGUGGCCCCCGCCCCACUGUCCCUGAUUGUGAUGGGCUCGGGAUCCCUGGAGGAACCCACUCCUCACAGCCCUGUGCCCGCCCACUUCAAUCGCACCGCACAUCCCCCGAUGGCGCGGGGCUCGGACCCACCUGCUGCGGCGGCGCCGCGGGGCUGGGGGUCUGGCUUCUUGGUCACCCGAGGCUGCUGCGCCGCCAGCCGCGCCUCGGCUCCCGGCAGCCGGGCCCUCCCCCGGGCCGCUCCACGUGGCCGCUCCACGUCGCCCUCCCGGCUGGAGCCGCCGCCCUGGCCCGAGCAGAGUCCUCAGCGCCAGCGGCUGCUGGUAGGGCCGCCACGCCGCCCCACCCGAACCCCGGCCCUCCGGAUUCCUCCCGCCAAGACGGGAGGGCUGGAGGAUGGGGAGGAAGAGAAGGCGAGGCCUCAACUGGUGACGGGGCUCAGGUUUCUGGCCUUCCUAGAACACUGUCCAGUCACUGUGGAGACAUUCUACCCUACACUGUGGUGUUUUGAGGGGAGGCUACAAACCAUCUUCCACGUCUUAAUGCAGUCUCGGCCCCAAGUCUCUUAGUGGAGUGAAGUCCUCCAAACCCUGGAUGGAGGACAGUUCCUGCUAGACUCGGCUGGCCAGCAUGACAGGAGCCAAUACCCUGACCCUACCACCCAGCCCAUCGUAUUGCUGCUUCCUGGCAUCUUAGGCAGUAGCCAGGAGACAUGUAUCUUGUACCUAGCUAACCAAGCUUUGAGGGAUGGCUAUAGGGCUGUUGUAUUUAAUAACUGGGGCUGCCGUGGGGAAGAACUGCUGGCUCACAGGGCCUAUUGUGCUGGGAGUACUGAACAUCUGGAGACAGUUGUGAAGCACAUAAAGGACCGCUACUCCAAAGCUCCACUUCUGGUUGUGGGCAUUUCUCUUGGAGGGAUACUGGUGUUGAACCACCUGGCACGGACUGGGCAAGCUGCAGGGGUGGUGGCAGCACUGACUUUCUCUGCAUGCUGGGAUUCCUUUGAGACUACCCACUCCCUGGAGACCCCUCUCAACUCACUGCUCUUCAAUCAGCAACUCACUGCUGGCCUCUGCCAAGUUGUGGGCCAAAAUAGAAAGGUGAUUGAAAAGGUGGUGGAUGUAGACUUCGUGCUAUAGGCCCGCACAAUUCGCCAGUUUGAUGAGCACUACACAACCGUGGCCUUUGGCUAUCAAGACUGUGCUGCCUACUACCAAGCAGCAAGCCCAAGAACCAAGGUAGAUGCCAUCCGGGUCCCUGUACUCUGCCUCAAUGCUGCAGACGACCCCUUUUCCCCAGCCAGCACCUUUCCCCUCUAGGCUGCCCAACACUUUCCCCACGUUGCACUGCUCAUCACAGCCCAAGACGGCCACACUGGCUUCAUGGAAGGGCUGUUCCCCAGGCACCACUGCUACAUGAGCCGCGUCUUGCCUCAGUACGCCAGAGCCAUCUUCUGGCACUCAGAGGAGCUGCUUAGCCUCAGGACUCUCCUACCUUCUGAGAGAGGCAAGAGUUGAUAAAAGCACCAUUUAGGGUUUCAGUUC
Messenger RNA from Trichechus manatus latirostris (Florida manatee), 1602 nucleotides. RefSeq names its product abhydrolase domain containing 1 (gene ABHD1). The transcript has 10 exons. Gene Ontology annotation, biological process: medium-chain fatty acid catabolic process; medium-chain fatty acid biosynthetic process. The record is from RefSeq and is a predicted model, not a curated record. Gene Ontology annotation, molecular function: acetylesterase activity; monoacylglycerol lipase activity. Lineage: Eukaryota; Metazoa; Chordata; Mammalia; Sirenia; Trichechidae.